CUGGAAUAUGAAAUAACUUUUUAUUCCAAAGAUCUGGCUAGAACACGACGUGACCGGGUCAUUUUAGAGCCACUGAUGCAUCUAAGGGUUAAUGAGGCUGACUCCUGAGCAGAGAGGGAAGCUGAGAGAUAAAGUUCAGAGGGAAACCAACCAGCAGAGAGCACAGCAGCCCAGAGAUAACUCCUACCAGCCAGUCAGUGGGUGUUCAGGCUCUUAUCAGCUCCACAAUUCACCACAGCUGCUCAGUGUUUCUGACAUUUCCAGGCUGGUAUUGUUGUUUAAUUAGUGCGUACUUGUUAAAUCACGGUGACUGUUUGCACAGCAGACUGAAUGAGUCGCGUUCAGACGCCUCAUGAGAGCGGUGGACAUGCAGCCUGCCUCGGUUUCAGCGGCCAACUGCUUGAACAGGAAGCUUAACUUUCUGUGGUUAGCAGAGCGUUGCAGAUCAGCCAGCUGCAAACAGGAAGCAUCGUUGGCGUGUCGUUGGCGUGUCGUCUGAGAGUUGCUGCUUUUGCCUGCGAGACGAGUCGCUCACACGUCGAGACUUCUCCUCAGAAAUGGCCCAGGGAAAGGAUCAGUCCUUCGCCAGCCGCUUAUUCCACAAAUAUCUAAAGAGUAGCCAGGAGCAUAGAGGACCAGAGAGCGAGCUUCCUCACAUCUCUGACUUCACCGUCAUGUGGGAUAAGUCCAUGAAAGAGUUCUUAGCUAAAGCCAAAGAAGAUUUUUUAAGAAAAUGGGAGUGUCCGCCACAGAGCACGACGUGUCUGGACGACUUCGACAGGUUCAAGACUCUGGGCACCGGCUCGUUUGGACGAGUGAUGCUGGUGAAACAUAAAGGAAGCAACCAGUUCUAUGCCAUGAAGAUCCUGGACAAACAAAAAGUGGUGAAGUUGAAGCAAAUAGAACACACACUAAAUGAAAAGAGAAUACUACAGGCCGUCUCCUUUCCCUUCCUCGUCAGAUUGGAGUACGCCUUCAAGGACAACUCAAACCUCUACAUGGUGAUGGAGUAUGUGCCCGGUGGAGAAAUGUUCUCGCACCUCAGACGCACCGGAAGGUUCAGUGAACACCAUGCACGAUUUUAUGCAGCUCAGAUCGUACUCACCUUCGAGUACCUUCACUCCUUAGACCUCAUCUACAGAGACCUAAAGCCUGAAAACCUGCUCAUAGAUCAGCAUGGAUACAUCCAGGUCACAGACUUUGGCUUUGCCAAAAGAGUAAAAGGACGAACCUGGACAUUGUGUGGAACUCCAGAGUACCUGGCUCCAGAGAUCAUCCUCAGCAAGGGCUACAACAAAGCUGUGGACUGGUGGGCACUUGGAGUUCUCAUCUAUGAGAUGGCUGCUGGUUACCCUCCUUUUUUUGCUGAUCAGCCAAUCCAGAUCUAUGAAAAGAUUGUGUCUGGAAAGGUACGAUUCCCCUCCCACUUUAGCUCCGACCUGAAGGAUCUGUUGAGGAACCUGCUUCAGGUCGACCUGACGAAGAGAUUCGGCAACCUGAAGAACGGCGUGAACGACAUAAAGAAUCACAAGUGGUUCUCCACAACGGACUGGAUUGCCAUCUAUGAGCGAAAGGUCGAAGCCCCCUUCUUGCCAAAGUGCAGAGGACCAGGAGACACGAGCAACUUCGACGACUAUGAAGAAGAGGACAUUCGCGUCUCACAAACGGAAAAGUGCGCGAAAGAGUUUGCGGAGUUCUAGCUGGAUGCGCUGCCGUGAUUCGGGAUAUUUGCACUCUUUGUCGAGGGUUUUAGGUGGAACCGAGGCCGUCACGAGCUCCAAACCAAGGCCUCGUUCCUUCAUUCCACACAGCUGAAACAGGUCCUUUUUGCCAUGAUCCUGCGUGCAGUUAGCACUAAUCUAUACACAGGCACAUUAUGCAGACACCCGUCGUGCUGCAACACAAAGUACUAGACCACGUCGUUUGUCCUUCUGUUGUCCAUGUUUCCAGUGUCCUCGCUCUCCCUCUUUGUUUGAGAAGCAACAUGAAUAUUACUCCCGUGUUUUCAAGCGGCACAAAGGGUGAUUGAUUGAUUUACUAGCUGGCGUUGCACAUGCUAUGAUUUAAGCUUUGGGAAACUGAAGGGAUCUUUGUUAAAUUUCACCGGUUAUCAGCCAUCUGUCCCACGCCUGAGUGUCUUUUAGGGUUCAGUUCAUCCGUCAUUAAUCAUGAACACUUUAAACAUAUUCAUUAUUCUGGCGUCCUUAAGACCCAGAACCGUGUAUUUGUGCGUAUAGACAUAAACAUAUAUGGGAUUUUAAAAGACUUUUUUUUUUGUUAAAGCAUGACCAAAAUUCAAACAAAGAAACUGGUGUUGAGUGAAAGGAAAGAGAUGAUUUCUUGCAGUUUUUCUUGUCAGCGCCAUGUUAGCUGAUCAAUUGUAGCAUCGUUUUGUUUGUUUUUUUCAUAUCUGAUCACAGGACAUUUCCUUUUUUACCUCAGUCUCGAUGUGGUAUUAAAUUAAUGGAAUGAAAUUAUAUAUAUUUUCAGGUACAACUCUGUUACAUGAGGAGCAAGUUUGUCAGUGACUGCACACAACUGAUUUCUGUUUUGGUACGUCCAAAAAAUAUAUAUAUAUCUAUACACUUAAGCCCCAACAUUAUUCAUACCCCUGUCAAAUACAAGGUUUUUUUCUGUUACACAUCAGUAUUUCACCUCAGAUUUGAUAUAUAUAGAAUACACAAGAAAGUUUGAAGCCACGACCAAUUUAUUUAAGAUAGCAAAUGUUCCAAGAUCCUUGAGGUUUUAGGGUUUCCGUGCCGUUUCUUCAGCUCCAUCCACAGGUUCUCGAUGGGGUUUAAAUCAGGACUCUGGCAUGAACGUCAUCGUCCUGGAACCAUUUCUUCAUCUCCUUGGCUAUCUGCUUCAGAUCAUUGUCCUGCUGAUCGGUCCAACACUCCCACAGGUUCAGGUUCUCUUCUGCCUGCUUGAGGUUUUCUUCCAGAAUCUUUAUCUACUGCUCAUUCCUCACAAUGCCUUCCACUUUAACCAAGUUGCAGAAAAGCAGCCCCACAGCAUGAUGCUUCCACCUCCAUGUUUCACAGUAGGGACCGUGUUCUUUAGCUUGUAGGCUUCGCCCUUCUUUGUCCAUGUGAAAGCCACAUUUCUGUGCUCAAAAAGCUCCAUUCUUGUUUCAUCUGGCCACAGAACAGAUGACCAGAAGCUUUCAUCUUCCUUAGGGACAUCUUUGCCAAGGCCAGAUGAGCUUUUCCAUGCUUUGGUUGCAGCAGGGUAGUCUUUCUUGGUCCAUAGAGACCAUUUUGGGGCAGCAUCCACUGGAGUGUAUUCCUUGAUGGACAGGGCAGCCUUGGUUUAGUCCUUGGAUUGAUUUCAACAUCUCGCUUGAUCUUUCUGGCGAGUGACCCUGCUGACUUCAACCAUGUCCUUUGAUGUUUUUCAUUGUUAGAAAUUUUUCUUGAUGAUACUUUGCACUAUUGCCACUGGCACCUGAAACUGUUUGACCGUUUUUUAUAUCUUUUCCUUUUUUGGCAUUUACAGUGUCAAGUCCUCACCGAUCUCUUUGGUCUUUUCCAUAACAAGUCUUGGAUUGACUUGAAAAUUACUGAAAUGUCACAAACAAGUUCACUUUUACAGUCAGAAAACUGGUUAAAAAACAAAAACUCAGAAACAUUGGAAACAAUAUUAAACACUUUAGACCGUUAGAGAGAAUGGUCUGUUUGAACAUCCGAUGGCUACGUUUUUGCAAUGGUCAGACAAGCUUUUACAUGCUUUGUUUGAAGCAGGGGGCCUUUCUUGGUCCAUAAAGACCAUUUUAGUGCACUGUCCGUCGCACUACUUCAUUCAUUAUCUUCAGGACAACCUUGAUAGUAGUCCUUAGAUUGUUUUCAAUGUCUCGCUUGAUCUUUCUGGCAAUUCCAGGUGACCCUACUGACUUCCGUCCUUUGUGGUUUGUGACUGUGUGAACUUUUUCUUCAUGAUACUUUGCACUGUUGCCACUGGCACCUGAAAUUUUUUGGCAGUUUUUUUGUACCCUUUACUUCCUUUUUGGCAUUUACAGUGUCAAGUCCUCACCGGACUUUUGGUCUUUGCCAUGGCAAGUCUUGGGUUGACUUGAAAAUGACUGAAACAUCACAAGCACGUCGACUUUUUAUAGUCAGAAGACUGUUUAAAAAACAGAACAAAAAUUGAAAAUGGUAUUAAAUGCGGGGCUGCACAGUACUGGUUAGCACUUUCGCCUUGCAGCAAGAAGAUCCCCGGUUCAAAUCCCGGGGUGGGUCUGGGCUCUUUCUGCAUGGAGUUUGCAUGUUCUCCCUGUGCAUGCGUGGGUUUUCUCCGGGUACUCCGGCUUCCUCCCACAGUCCAAAAAUAUGCUGAGGUUAAUUGGUUACUCUAAAUUGCCCGUAGGUGUGAAUGUGAGUCUGAUUGUUUGUCUGUAUAUGUAGCCCUGUGACAGACUAGUGACCUGUCCAGGGUGUCCCCUGCCUUCGCCCGAGUCAGCUGAGAUAGACUCCAGCACCCCCCACGACCCUAGUGAGGAUAAAGCGGUGUAUAGAGGAUGGAUGGAUGGUAUUAAAUGCUGUAGACCCUUAGAGAGAAUGGUUUGUUUAAACAUCCAAUGGCUCUCCGUCUUGGUAUCACUGGGGUAUGAAUAAUUUUGGGCUUCAGUGUAUAUAUACACGUAUGUACCGGUGCAUCGACACAACAUCCUCCAGUAGCUGAAAGGUCAGUUCGUUGGAUUAUUUUGAAGGUAUAUCAUGAGUGUGAAGCAGUGUUAGUCACUUGGACACACUUUUGCGCUGCUUUUUGAUUUAUUUUUUUAACCUGCUGGGUUUGAGCAGAGACGUCGUGUAACUGCCAUAUUUGUUUUUGUUUUUAUUUUUGCAUGUUUGUACAGCGGUGUGUCACAACAAGCUAAUAGUGCCGUACAAGUGUUCCCACGUUUUUGUUUUUGUUCUUUUUUUGGUCCGUUACUUUCACGUAGUCUGGGAUGUCGUAAUUUAAAUCUCAGCGACAUAAUCCCCUGAGAGCAAACCAUUUCAUUCAAUUAAUUUUUACUUUUAUAGCACCAAUUACAAUUCAGAUUGUCUCUAGAUGCUUUACAGAGCCCACAUGCCUGUAUGGUCUGAACCCUUUUGCUGUUAUGUUUGCCAUUUUCACCCUUGUGUCGGCUGAGUAGAGGAUCAAGGCUUUAAAAUUUCUCAUUAAUCUCAAUAGAACCUGAAAGCACCCCUUAAGAAUGAUCUAGUUUAGUAUUAUUAGCUUCUCUGUCAGUAAUAACACUGACAAAAAGAGGUAAAUAUACCACAAAAGACAAACUCUCCACCAAAAAGGUAGCAAUUACCACAAUAAUGCAAAAUGACCACAAAAAGGCAAAAACUACCGUAACCAGAUGCUAAAUUGGCACAACAAAAUGCAAAAUUCCACAAAAACACACAAAAUAACAACAGAAAGGUGCAAAAUUGCCACAAAAAUGGCCAAUACUACCACAAAAUGACCCCAAAUCAACACAAAAAUAAGUAAAUAUACCAAAAAAGGGACACAAAAUCUUCACCAAAAGGGUAAAAAUUACCACAAGGACUCAUUUGGUUCUUCAUCUCCAGAAACGUUAUUGAUCAGAGAUCUACCUUCGUACUGUGAAUAUUUCCAGAGUUCCAGGUCCUUGAAGUCCAUAGACAGUUUUUCAGUUGUUGGUAGGUCUACUCUAGAACUUUCUAAAGAGGACGUUCUCCUUUCUUGCUUCCAGUCUUUAAGUUUAGUCUCACUUAGAACAUUCAGACUUACACAUCCUUGAAGUCCAUAGAGGUGGAUCAAGAGUAGACCUACUGAUAACUGGAAAGUUGUUGGUAGGUCUACUCUAGAACUUUCUACAGGUGAUGUUCUCGUUUCAUACUUCCUGUCUUUAAGCUUAGUCUCACUUAGAACAUUCAGCUCUGGAGAGUUGCAAGUCCUUGAAGUCGAUAGAAGAGAAUGUCCUCUGUAGAAAGUUCAAGAGUAGACCUACCGAUAACUGGAAAAUUUUCGGUAGGUCCACUCUUGAACUUUCUACAGGGGACGUUUUCCUUUCUUGCGUCAGGUCUUUAAGUUUAGUUUCACUUAGAAUAUUUAUCUGGAGAGUUUCUGGUCCUUUAAGUCCGUAGAGGAGAACAUCCUCUGUAGAAAGUUCAAAAGUGUACUCUAGAACUUCCAAAUCCUCGAAGUCCAUAGAGAAAAAAGACAAACUGACUUGUCUUGGCUGAGUAGGCUUUAAAAUUUCUCAUUAAUCUCAAUGAAACCUAAAAGCACUCUUUAAGGAGGAUCUAGUUUAGUAUUAUUAGCUUUUCUAUUGGUAAUAACACUGUCUGCUCUAAAUUAGACCCAGAGAGACUUCUGAUUGUCCAUUUUGGGUAAUUUAACUAGUUUAUCAAUCAAACAGUCAAACUUGAUCUCAUUUUACUUCAUCAGAUGUGAUAAUUCGCUGUAUUUCUCAGGUUUUAAACCAAUAAUCCAACCUGAGGGUUAAUUUUAGGGUCACUUUUGAUGCCUGGAAACUUUAGAUUGGCAUUUUAGACUAAAUAAUGUAUUGUUGAUUAAUAAAGAUGACUCGAGAAGGGAGUUUAGUUUUCUGUCUGUUCGACUGAAUGUUCAAUUUGAUUUGAUUCAAGGGGUUUCGUACUGUAUCACUGCAAAAUGGGACUGUUUUUGUUGUUGUUUUUUGGGUUUGUUUUUAAAGCCUUUUAGUUACAGAAAUUGUUCACUCCAGCUGAAAACUGGGACUCUUUUUGAGAAGGAGAAAGUUCAGUUUAAUGGACAGUUACCACACUUUACGCAGUAGUAAUAGCAGCAAAAGUGAAAUAUCAUAACCGUAAAAGUAUUCAUUCAUCUCGGCCUCUGCUUGCUUUCUGCCGUUACAGCUUCUGGUCUCUUUGCAUCAUUUUCUAACCAACUUUGCACACUGUGACAGAACGAUAUUUACUCAUUCUUCUUUGCAAAAGUUGCUCAGAGCAAAUGGACAAAAAUGAGGAAAUGUUUUGAAGAACAUGUUGUUUUUCCCCUCCAGCCACUCCUGUUACGUUAUCGUCUAUGCAUAUUUAUUACGUUUUCUCCGGUCAGAAAAAUGUAGGAUUUAUGAGGGAUUUGUUUUUAUUCUGAGCUCCGUUGUUAAAGAAUCUGUGUGUCAAAUGUCAAACAACCCGCGAGGCCGCCGUGUCCACUUUCCUCUUCUUCCAGAUGUCAGUAAAAGUUCGGCGUCGGUGAACCUUUUAUUCCUUUUUAGCAGAGUUUGAGGUCAUUUCUGCAGGUUGGAAAUCAGAGUUUUUACAUUUAUUUAACGUGAUGCUCGAGGAAAAUGCAAUUUAAUCAAGUCCAACAAUCUUAAAGCAACCAAAUGUGAACAAGUCUUGGGGAUUGAAUGCUAUUUUUUCGGUACUACUGUACUGUUUCAUCAACUGAGCACAUUUUUAUUUUUAUCCCUGAUUUCAUUUCACAGGCACAACUGUUUCUUAUGCUGUUUUAUUUAUAUUCAGAGAUGUCUAAUAAAAUGUUUAAACCUGCAUAGUUCUCAUAUAUAAGAAGACUCCAAAUGUUUUAUUUGCAAAAAGUGUUAACGGUGAAUAUAUCCGAUUAUUUAUUUUUAUUUUUUCUUCAUUUGCCCGUACAAGAAUAAAACAUUUCUAGAAGUAAACACAGUUAAUGCACAUUGACGCCUCUAAUGCCUAUUUAAAAUUGUGACCUUUUUAUUUUAAAUUUUAUUUUCUGUUUUAUUUUCUCAUGAAAUUGAUUUCAUCGAAGGGAUUCCAACGCUGUUUUCCCUAGUUUGUAGCGUGAAGAGAAUGUAACUGCAAAAUCCACAAUGUUUUUGUUUGUUUGAUUUAUUUGGUCGGAUUUUGAAGACUCCACCUGGGGAUUUAGCAUGUUCCAGUCCAGACUGCCUGUGAGUGUAAAAACCUUCCCAGAAAUCAGCUCUUCUUACCAACCAUUCCCCCCACCAUGUGUGUAAUUUGUCAGAUUUGAUGUAAACGAUGGCACUUUUCCCCUCGUCACACACGCCAGUAAUGGGAUCAGUAAUAUGAAAUGUGUAUUUAGUUUGUGAAUUUUUUUUUUUUUGCACACCGUUUAGAAGGCUGACACCUUUUUGUUUUUGUUUUUCCCACCCAUAUUUACCUGUGUUUGCAAGGGGGAAUAUACUUUGCUGUAGCAGAUUUUAUGUAACAAAUGAUAUGUCACUAUAAUAAAUUCUUUUUAUUAAAAAAAAAGAAAAAAAUCA
This is a messenger RNA of Acanthochromis polyacanthus (spiny chromis), 8203 nucleotides long. It is a transcript of the gene prkacba, whose product is annotated as protein kinase, cAMP-dependent, catalytic, beta a. The coding region runs from base 558 to 1700 and encodes 380 amino acids. The record is from RefSeq and is a predicted model, not a curated record. Gene Ontology annotation, cellular component: nucleus; cAMP-dependent protein kinase complex. Gene Ontology annotation, biological process: peptidyl-serine phosphorylation. Gene Ontology annotation, molecular function: cAMP-dependent protein kinase activity; ATP binding. The transcript has 10 exons. NCBI's taxonomy places the organism in Eukaryota, Metazoa, Chordata, Actinopteri, Pomacentridae.